AUGAGAGGACAAUUCGAUGAUUCAUGGUUUCAAGUGGGUUUUGUCCUCACCACCGGUAUCAACAGUGCCUAUGUAUUGGGAUAUUCUGGGACCAUUAUGGUUCCUUUGGGUUGGAUACCUGGAGUAGUAGGUUUGAUUCUAGCCGCUGCAAUAUCAUUGUAUGCAAAUUCUCUUGUUGCCAAGCUCCAUGAAUUCGGAGGGAGGAGACAUAUCAGAUACAGAGAUCUUGCAGGAUUUAUCUAUGGUAGGAAAGCUUAUUCUAUUACCUGGGCAUUGCAAUAUGUUAAUCUUUUUAUGAUUAACACUGGAUACAUCAUUUUGGCUGGAUCAGCUUUGAAGGCUGUCUAUGUUCUUUUUAGAGAUGACAAUGUCAUGAAACUCCCAUACUUCAUUGCCAUUUCUGGGUUUGUAUGUGCCUUGUUUGCCAUUUCGAUUCCCCAUUUGUCAGCUCUGAGAGUUUGGUUGGGAGUUUCCACGGUUUUCAGCCUGAUAUAUAUAGUUGCGGCAUUUGUGCUUUCUGUUAAAGAUGGAAUUGAAGCACCAGCCAGGGAUUACAGCAUUCCAGGAACAACGACAACAAGCAAAAUCUUUACAACAAUAGGGGCAUCUGCUAAUCUGGUUUUUGCGUUCAAUACAGGAAUGCUUCCAGAAAUACAGGCAACAGUAAGACAGCCCGUUGUCCGUAACAUGAUGAAAGGACUUUACUUCCAAUUCACGGCUGGAAUUUUACCAAUGUAUGCAGUGACAUUUAUUGGAUAUUGGGCUUAUGGAUCUUCAACAUCAACCUAUCUGCUUAGCAGCGUUAAUGGUCCAGUUUGGGUGAAGGCAUUGGCCAACAUCUCUGCAUUCCUGCAAACAGUCAUUUCGUUGCAUAUAUUCGCGAGCCCAAUGUAUGAGUACUUGGACACAAAGUUUGGGAUUAAAGGAAGUCCAUUUGCAAUUCGCAACUUGUCGUUUAGGAUCGGUAUAAGAGGUGGCUACCUAACUAUUAACACCCUGGUGGCAGCACUUCUGCCCUUCCUUGGAGAUUUUAUGAGCCUUACUGGCGCCAUCAGCACCUUCCCUCUUACAUUUAUUCUUGCUAACCACAUGUACCUAAAAGCAAAGAACAACAAAUUGAAUUCUCUUCAAAAGUUUUGGCAUUGGCUCAAUGUUUGUUUCUUCAGCCUUGCGUCCAUUGCAGCAGCAGUUUCAGCUGUGAGACUUAUUGCAGUAGAUUCCAAAACAUACCAUGUAUUUGCAGAUUUAUAG
Dovyalis caffra is the source of this 1251-nucleotide messenger RNA. The record is from the annotation of a GenBank genome assembly. NCBI's taxonomy places the organism in Eukaryota, Viridiplantae, Streptophyta, Magnoliopsida, Malpighiales, Salicaceae.